Molecule: messenger RNA, 1772 nt
Organism: Geodia barretti
Lineage: Eukaryota; Metazoa; Porifera; Demospongiae; Tetractinellida; Geodiidae
Source: the annotation of a GenBank genome assembly
CCGCCUCCGAUCCCGCGCGCACGCGCAGCUGACUAGGUGGGCUAUUAUUAGAGUUUUGCUCGCGUCCGCGCCCGGCGACUUUCUCCUCACAAGCUUGCAGUGAGGUGUUUAUACUAGAACUCCCCAGGAUUAUGAGUGAAAUAGAUUUGAAAAAGAAGGUGAGAUAGUUGCAUUAUUAAAUAAGUGAACGUAGAAAAUGUUGGUGUGUCAGGUCAGACCAUACAUGGGUAAAGUAUUAUAGCUAUGGUCGGACUGUGGCGAAUUGCGUUCCCUGCUCUAUUUUGUAGUACUUGAGACGUGCUCAUCACCUGAUACAACGUGAUGAGCGAUCUACAAAACGGAAACUGAAAGCCAGCGCCGAGCCCAUCACUGGUGGAAGGAGCAAACACAUGGCAGCAGAGAGAGAGCGUGGCUGUGAGAGGAGUGAUUCGUGCAGUGAGUCUGAUUCAAUGUCACGCAGAAGUUCCUCUUCGCAGUUGGACCCACGGCUCUCCCCACCUCUGGAGCUCAAAUCGAACAUUCCCCACACCUCCGUCAGACCAUUUCAUCACUCAAGAGCCCCACUUGCACCGUCACUCUCUAUGCCACCCCUUAUACGGAAUCACACACUCGGUACUCGUCAGUCAACUGAGGCAUUGGAUAUGUCAGAGUUGGAGUUUCUGCUGCAAGCACAGAGGGAAGUGAACCGAGAGCUCAAGAGGCUUCUAGUUGCUUCAGUAGGUAGCGAUUUGGAGCUUCGCCUCGAGCAGAUUCUGCAGGAGAAAGCCGAGCUCUCUCAAGAUCUGAGUCUCUCGCUCCAGCAUGUGGCCAGCAACCACGAGGAGCUAGAUCAAGUCGCCAUCGAGUGUGACAUCUGGCGCAGCAAGUUCAUCGCCAGUCGGGUCAUGAUCGACGAACUAGCCAGCUGGAAAGCCGAGCUGUCUCUGCAGCUGCGAGAGACCCAUAAAGCCUUGCAGUACAUGCUACACGAGAGGGAGGACAUUGGCCACGAACUGUUGGAGUCUCACGCUCACUUGGAGAGAGCUCUGACAGAGCUAGAGAGGUUGAAGCCGAGAGCUUGCUCGAAUCAUUUGUUAGGAGCAGCUAAUGUUGCUGCAGUCUCACCAGUUCAGUCAUAUGCCUCAUCAGGCCCAAGCUUGGCAGACGACAGUGCAAAUGCAACAGUCCUCGAUCUGGCACAUGGCAAUACAGUCGCUUCCAGAGACCUGGCUUCUCAGCUGUCCAGAGUCACAACAGGGAAAUCAGAUGAUGGUAACCGGAGCGUGGCAGCCUCAGUUCCACGUGUGAUGAAACCCACUGCUGGAGAGAGACUGGCUCACAGAGUAGUGAACUACAGGGGAAAUGCCCAGAGGACCAACAGAGAGACCACCCCACCCCUGCCAAACUGCUGCUGACGGAUGAGGAUCUGGUACACCACAGCAGGUUCAGCGGGGCAGGUGGUGUGGGCUCCUCUCUCUCGCCGCUCAGUCGCAGAUUGCUCCACUUCGGAGCUCGGGCUCUGGAGGACCCAUUCAGACUACCUUUCCACUGCUCCAAAUGCCGGGGAAAGAUCUUUGUUGUCUAAUCACAUAUUCUUUGCAUGAAUCAUAAUUAUUAUGAAGAAAAAGCAGCUCAACAAUGCCCACGACAAUACUAUUUCAAGGAAAUAAGAGUGGCCCGGGGUGAGACUCUAACCAAUGACACUGUAGUAUAAUAUACAAGCAGAGUGCUCUACCACCCACAAGGCACACCUACACUUGAAUUGGAUUUCGCACGAACUUGAAAGAAAUACC